GUUGAUCGCGCUUCAUGCGUUACAGUGGUUUUUUGCGAAUCGCAGAUGCAAGUCUCCCUGCGGUGACAAGAACUUCGCGUUUAUUUUCACAUUCGUUAUUGUCACGAUGGCAAAUAAUUGCACCGAUGGCAUCGUGCAUAACGCUCGACAAGAGCUGACCAGUGAGGAUAAGAAAUUUGCAGCAGCAUAUUUGAACGAGACUGACGAGAUUAGAGAGAAUGCCAUCGCAGAAAUUAGAUGUUGGAUUCAAGAAAGCGAUGACUUGCCCACACAAAUCGGAAAUUUUUAAUCUCCACGCAGAUGAUUUUCUUAUUCUAAGAUUUUUGAGAGUCUGCAAAUUUAAUCUCGAGAAAACAAAGGUGAGGAUGCAAAACUAUUAUAAGCAUCGAUCCGUCUUACCAGAAUGGUACUCAAAUAAGAAUCCGUUUCAACCGGAACUGCAAGAGUUGCUUGAAUUGGGGAUAAUAUUGCCCCUGCGAAAACCAGACAACCAAGGAAGAUUGAUUUUUAUUGUGCGUGGAACUCUGCAGGAUCCAAGAAGACACAAAAUAUCAGAUCUAGCUAAGCUUUCUAUAUUGAUGUUAGAAGCAGCGGUGAAGUAUUAUCCAGCUGCAACUGUACAUGGUUACACAUUAUUCAUAGACAUAGGAAAUCUAACUAUACGUCACAUUUUACAAUUCUCAACCUACAUAUUAAGAAAUGCGGCACACACAUUUCAGAACUGCUAUCCUAUAAGGUAUCAAAAGGUAGUUUUUCUUAACGCGUCAUCACUAUUCGAAAUUCUUAUGAGGUUUAUCAGACCUUUUAUGACGGAGAAGUUGAAAAGUAGAUUUUACGUUUAUUCACACGAGCACUGUUUCGAAGAUAUUUCUGUUAAUAUCUUGCCUAUCGAAUAUGGUGGUACUAAUGACACACUUCAGGAAUUAGCAGAAUAUUGGAAAGAAUUUAUCGAGGAAAAUCAAGACUGCCUUACAAAAGAUGAAACCUACCCUGAUAGCAAUACUUUCAGUAAUAAUUCUUGAAUAAUUAUCUACAUAAGUAAGCAAAAAUUUGCUAAGUCCUCUCGUGACGUGUGCUAAAUUUAUGUAGUGAAAGUAUAAGAAUGUGAUAAAAUAUUAUUGUCUUGUAUAUGUAUAUAAUGCAUUCUUCUUAUUAAAUAUUUCAGAAAUUACGUUUACAUUUAUUGUAUUCAAUCAGAUUUUAAAUAAUAAAUAAAAACGUAAUUUA
Solenopsis invicta (red fire ant) is the source of this 1227-nucleotide messenger RNA. RefSeq names its product retinol-binding protein pinta. Gene Ontology annotation, cellular component: membrane. The coding region runs from base 219 to 1022 and encodes 267 amino acids. Gene Ontology annotation, molecular function: phosphatidylinositol bisphosphate binding. The transcript is spliced from 5 exons. NCBI's taxonomy places the organism in Eukaryota, Metazoa, Arthropoda, Insecta, Hymenoptera, Formicidae. The record is from RefSeq and is a predicted model, not a curated record.